This is a messenger RNA of Gekko japonicus, 3069 nucleotides long. RefSeq names its product transforming growth factor beta receptor II (gene TGFBR2). Gene Ontology annotation, molecular function: metal ion binding; activin binding; transforming growth factor beta binding. The transcript has 5 exons. The record is from RefSeq and is a predicted model, not a curated record. Gene Ontology annotation, cellular component: plasma membrane; signaling receptor complex. The coding region runs from base 49 to 789 and encodes 246 amino acids. Gene Ontology annotation, biological process: protein phosphorylation; heart development; cellular response to growth factor stimulus. Lineage: Eukaryota; Metazoa; Chordata; Lepidosauria; Squamata; Gekkonidae.
AGCCCGGCCUCCCCACCCCUCCCGCCUUAGCGGCAAAACGGAUUUACCAUGAGCUGGCUUCCCAAGCACGUUUGGUUGUGGGCGCUCCUCAACAGCACCGCUCACCCGCUGAUCCGGGUUACAGCUGAAGGGCAUGCAACUAAAAUGCUUCAUGGUGCAGUCCCACUGCGGGGACUUUGCAAGUUUUGUGAUGUUAAGUCAACAACCUGCACAAAUGAAGGUCAUUGCUUCAGUGACUGCAACAUCACUUCGAUCUGUGAAGAUGUGAAUGAAGUAUGCGCAGCAGUAUGGAGAAAGAAUGAUGAAAAUAUAACCUUGGAAACAAUAUGUCACGAUCCCAAACUAGAGCUUCAUGGGCACAAACUGGAUGACUUCCAUUCAAAGAAAUGUAUCAUGAAAGAAAUGAAGGAAGCUGGUGGAUUGCUGUUCAUGUGUUCCUGCAGUGAUGAAGAAUGCAAUGAUGAACUUAUUUUUUCAGACAAGGUGAAAGACUAUGAACCACCAUUUGGAUCCAAGGUGCGAGAACAUCCUUGUGUUGAAAGCAUGAAGGACAAUGUUUUGCGGGACCGAGGUCGACCAGACAUACCUAGCUCGUGGCUCAACCAUCAGGGCAUCCAGAAGGUCUGUGAGACUCUCGUUGAAUGCUGGGACCACGAUCCUGAGGCCCGUCUCACUGCGCAGUGUGUAGCGGAGCGGUUCAAUGAUCUCGAGUACCAGGACAGGCUGUCAGGAAGAAGCAGCUCCGAAGAGAAGAUCCCAGAAGACAGCUCUGUGAACAGUGCCAAGUAGCAAUGGACGCAAACAUGGACCGAAGAGAAGAACUGCUCUUGGCUUUGUGCAUGCGCUCACAGCAGGAGGAGACGCUGGUCCUUAGUCUUGGAUGUGCUUCCUGUGGCAUCGAGGAAUCCCACCUCUCCCUUGACUCCGCUGCUCCCAAGAAAAGUUCUUACGUUAUGGGAAGCCAUGAUGGGGCAGCAACGUCAUGCCACAGCGGCGGGUGCCUUGACUUGUGUCACAGGAUAAGCUACGUUGGUGUUUCCUCACAGAACAAGAUUGUACAAAAUGCCAGUUAUAUUUGCACUUUAUCAAUGCCUGUAUAUAACUAUGGAAGAGCAAUACACACACAGACACUCUCUAAAGCUCUGCCAGGAGUCUUCCAGGAAGUUAAGGUGAAAGAAUGCCAGCAGGGAUGGUCAGGAUGCCUGCCAAGACGCUGGCAGCGGCAGUGCCUUGCGUGCCUCGCCCAAUGCCUAAGAACAGUGGGAAGGUGCUGCUAAACCAUGAAUACUGUAUACAGCUGCACUCCUUUUGUGCAGAUGAGAAGCGAGGGAUAGGGAUGGGUUUGGCUGUGCUUUUUCAGCCCUUUUUAGCACAUUUGUUACAACUAUGCAAUGAUGUUUCAGCUGGUUCUUGAACAUCCGGAGUGUGCACAUUCAGCUGACCAUUCGGGUCUAAUUUUCUUCCAAAUCUCGUGGAGUUUAGAAUUGGGGGGGGGGGAUGGGUCAGGGGGUGCUUUUUGUCCCUGUAGAGAGGACUGCUAAUGUCUUCUGUCUUUCUCUGAGCUUGCACUUCGUGUCAGCAGCCUCCCCGAGUCGACUCGGAGGGGGGGGAGGCUUCCCUGCUUUAUGAAAUCAGGCAGGGCCAAUUAGAAGGGGAACAGAUGUUUUGCAUUUGCGGUGCAUUCUGACACCGUGUGGGACUUCUCCUCCCCUCCCUCUUCUCCCGGAUCAGUAACAUCAUGUCUAGUUCCUUGAGCCCCUCACGCUCACACUUGAUUCCGUGCCCGGUGCAUAAGAAGGGGGGAUGGUGCAUGAUGCUGUGGAAAAGAUUUGCUACGUGUUAAAGGUGUGUUUCAGUCUCCUUUAACUUGAAUCCUGGUCCUCCCCAGUCUGCAGUCAUUCAGAACUGCUGGCAACAUGAGUACAUUCCUAAACUUGAUCCCCACAGGGCAUGGAUUACAUUCUUUCAGUCUUCCAAAAUAUUUAGAUUUGGAGCUGGCCUCUUGAGGAAUUUUAACUGAUGGAAUUUCAGCAGUCAGUGCUUCCCUGCUUGAUCAUCAGGGUCUCUGAACUUUGGAGCUCAAGUUAGCUUGGAGGAGCCGGGAGCUUGUCGUCGAGUGCCUUCGAUGCCUGUCUUUUUUCUUCUUUUCAAAACAAGGAAUUUGUUACCGACCCAAAAGUAAACUGUUCAGCCCCAGAAUUAAAAGUUUUAUAUCGAGUGCAAUCCUAAAUCUUUUUAUCAUAUAGGACACUGAUAUUUUUUUUUAAAUUAGGAACAGUUGCUUUGUAUAGCCAAUAGGGGAAAAUGUAUAUUCACAUAGGAGUUAAAAUUUAUGAUGAAAAAUAUUUAUUUUUUAAAAAAGCUUUUUUGCAUUUGCUUUUAUAUUAAAAAGAAAUAUUUAAGCAUUAAGAGGGCAGGAGAUCAACUAUUACAAUGCAAUCCCAACUAUAAUAGCAGCAGACUGUUUGAACUGUGGAGCUUACUGGCAAAGUGGGAGUAUAUUGGGAUCAUUAUAACAUUCCUAAACAGAGCUAGGAUCUUGUGACCUCUAGUGGUGGUUUCUUGGGGUAGCACCUUGGAAAAUAACUGCACAGGAAAAAGAAAUAUUACCACCAACUGGAAAAUGGGGAGUAUGUACACUUAAAAUCUAAACCAAUAAUUUCAAAACCUGUUUGACUGCCAUGCCUUCCCUCAGGAGCUUUGGUGGUCAUAGUUUUAUGAGGACACUGGGGCUUAAAAAAAAAAAAAGUUGUGUGUCAUAGAACUACAAUCCCCAGAGCUCCUUAGUAGACAGCAGUGAAAGUCUAGCAAGUUUUAAACUGGUUUAAAUUUGUGGUAUACAUAUACCCUGGACCUUUACUCGGGGAUUGUGAUGUGUUUGAUAUUUCUCAUGAUGUGGUCCUUUUACCUUUGGUUUAAAGAGUGAGAGAAUCCCACAGUUCCUGACAAUUCUAACUUUGUUUACUGUUAUAUAUAAAGGGAAAUGUUAAUUCCUCCACGGAACUUCCAUUGUACAUCAUGUAUGAAAAUAGGAAUGUGAACAUAUAAUCUUGCUUUUCCAAAUGUUUC